AUGCACACACCGUUCACCACGGUACCCACCACCAUCCUCUCUGUCCUCGUCAGCGUACCGCAACGUCACUCCAAUCUCGUCCCGAUAGUUGAACAAAACCUCUCCUGCUUCCUGCAUCCGUGCUAUAGCCUCCUCCAACGGCGCCCGCUCCUCACGGUCAAUGUACGAGAGCUCACACACGUUCAUAUUGAACCUCGUCAACGUCUCCAUCUGAAGGUUCCGCAACAGCAACUCGUCCAAUCCCUUCAGCACAGGCAACGCGUCCCCGCCACCACUGGCACUCGCAACAUGCACACCACAGACACGUUCUUCCCCAUGGUCGCCCAAGUUGCCCUUCUCAAUGUCAACGUCAAUAAGAAUAUCGUGUCCAGAUAUCGAUAUGCGCUCCAACUCCGUGAAGGUCGUCAAAGAGUGUCUCUCCGCUACCCGAAUAAUCCCCUCUCGACAUACCUUUCCCGGCCGUGUCGAGAGCACGUCAAUGAUCUCCGCCAUUGCAGCAGUGUCCAUUCCCAGCGUUGGCUUCAUGGAGGGAGAACUCAUCAACUACUGUCACUGUCAAACGAGAAUCUAACUUCUUGA
Molecule: messenger RNA, 579 nt
Organism: Pichia kudriavzevii
Lineage: Eukaryota; Fungi; Ascomycota; Pichiomycetes; Pichiales; Pichiaceae
Exons: 1
Coding region: 1-579 (192 amino acids)
Source: RefSeq, a predicted model, not a curated record